GACCUGUACAAGUGUAGGUGUGUGUGUGAGAUGGAUAUUAUUGGGUUUGAAUGGUUUCACCGUCAAACAAAAGGACGGAUUCAGCUCUGCUGUUACAAAGCAAGUUUCAGGAAAUCAGUCCUUCUCUUCACGAUGAGCUCACAUCUGUCAGCGUAACAUCUGGGAUCCCUGCCUUCAUUAUAAUGGUUCUGCACUUACUAUCAUAUCAUGCUGCAUCCUUUCCAAUAAGCACACUGUAUCUGUUUCUGCUUCAUAAAAUGUUUAAUGCAAAUCCAUCCACGUCACUAGUGUGUGUUUUUAUUCCGUAUCUGGCCCUGCAGGCGUGUUUUUUAAACUGCUCUAACAUGACAACGUCUGUCAGAGUGAAUGUUGGUUUCAGAUUGAAACUAGAGGUCUGUGCAUGAUAACCUGAACAGCUGAUCAGAGGUAUUCCUUUGGUUUCUGGUCCAGAGAAGAACGUGUUAAAGCUUGAAUUUACAGGACCAAUCUGAACACCACCUGAAAAUAUGUUAAAUGUUUCCCUGUAACAGAGAGUUGCAGGAUCCUCACAUCGUCACCAUGAAUUCCUCCUCUUACAACUUUAAUGUGACGAGUUAUCGAGACUCUCAGGGCACAGUUGUGGCCAAGAAUGUGUUCCUUCUGGCUCUUGGUCUGACCAUCAACUACAUCAACUGCACACUGAUUCACACCUUCAGGAAGCACCAGAUAUUGUACCUGAAUCCUCGUUACAUCUUAUUCAUCCACCUGGUGUUGAACGAUAUGAUCCAGCUCACUGCAACAAUCAGCCUGUUUUUCUUUAGUUACGUCUUCUACGAGAUCCAAGCGACGCUCUGUUGCCUCAUCGUCUCCCUUGCCAUCUGCACCACCCUCAACACGCCAUUGAAUUUAGCUGCCAUGGCGGUGGAGUGCUACAUCGCCGUCUGUCUACCGCUGCGACAUGCGGAGCUCUGCACCAUCAGAAGAACAUACAUUCUCAUAGGUUGGAUUUGGGCCAUGAACAUAGUUUCUGCUCUGUCAGAUGUGUUUAUCGUUCUGGCAACACAGCCUCUACAGUUAUUUCAUUCUACUAUUUUCUGUGAGUGGAACAACCUGUUCCGACACCCUGUCAGUGUAAAGAAGAGGGAGGUGUCCUACAUUAUCUACCUGAUUGGUGUUUGGUUCACGCUCCUCUACGCGUACUUCAAGAUCUUCCUUGCUGCUGAAGCUGCUAAAGGGAGUAAAUCAGGGGAUGGAGAUGCAAAGAAGGCAAGUAAAACCAUCCUGCUCCAUGGCUUUCAGCUGCUGCUGUGCAUGCUCACCUAUUUAGCCCACGUUAUAAGGAAUGCCCUGUUGAACUUGUUCCCCAAACAUUUUGUACACGUGUUCUUUGUUUCUUAUAUCAUCAUUCAGGUGUUACCCAGAUUUAUCAGUCCGAUGGUUUAUGGGCUACGAGACAAGACGUUCAGACAGCACCUGAAAAAGCACCUGAUAUGUAAACUGAGAUCAACCAUCACACCGUGGUGAAGUUCAUGUUGCUGUGCAGACACAUUUUAAACAAAGACUGAGAAGAUGAGAACAAAUACAUUCUGACUUUAUAACGUCAGGAAACAUUCAGGAGUUUCUGUCUCAGUCUCUAGUUUCAAGUCUUCUUCAAACAGCUGAUGUUCAUUUAGUGAAUUAUGAUCAUUU
Molecule: messenger RNA, 1668 nt
Organism: Hippoglossus stenolepis (Pacific halibut)
Lineage: Eukaryota; Metazoa; Chordata; Actinopteri; Pleuronectiformes; Pleuronectidae
Product: odorant receptor 131-2-like
Exons: 2
Coding region: 514-1503 (329 amino acids)
Biological process (GO): G protein-coupled receptor signaling pathway
Cellular component (GO): membrane
Molecular function (GO): G protein-coupled receptor activity
Source: RefSeq, a predicted model, not a curated record